Messenger RNA from Paramacrobiotus metropolitanus, 2279 nucleotides. RefSeq names its product DNA-directed primase/polymerase protein-like. Gene Ontology annotation, molecular function: DNA-directed DNA polymerase activity; chromatin binding. The coding region runs from base 424 to 1986 and encodes 520 amino acids. Gene Ontology annotation, cellular component: mitochondrial matrix; nucleus. Gene Ontology annotation, biological process: replication fork processing; error-prone translesion synthesis; response to UV. The transcript is spliced from 2 exons. Lineage: Eukaryota; Metazoa; Tardigrada; Eutardigrada; Parachela; Macrobiotidae. The record is from RefSeq and is a predicted model, not a curated record.
AAUCAGCUCCACCAUGUGAUGCAGCUACAUAUGUAUCAUGCUCCAAACAUCGAAAGUGGAACGAAGUACAAAUUGAGUUUCCACUCACCAAUGAUGGUGCAAGCAUCCAGUAUGAGAUCAAAGCGCUUCAGAAAGUACUCUGUAUGUGCACGAAAACGCACCUUGUCCAGUUGUUGUUAUUCCAUCUGCAACUUCUGGAUGCGAGUGAAUCCUUAAAGCAGAUGAGCCGACUGAGAACUGAUAUCCAUGCGGAUGUGCCAAUGACUCGCACCAACUGCGAGAAGCAACGCUGCAACAAAAUAGGAAACUAAGUAACCGUGCCCAAAGGAUAAGUUGAGAGUGAGAAAGUUCUGGGAGGAACAAUCUGCUGUGCACUGAGUGCAAUCACUAAUCUGUUAUCCGUGUUUUCGGAGACCCGUAAUCAUGGACUCCAGCAAGUUUUACGGUGCAUCAUCAUCCGUCCCCACCAGUCCACUCGUGCAGAAAAUCGAAAAAGCCUGGAAAGCUACCGUCGCAAGCAAGAAGAAGACUCCGCCUGGGAAUACGCAGGACGAUGCAUUCGAUCCUUUUCCUCUAACCUUCCCCAAGCAAAACGCCAGUUCAUCCAGUGCACAUCGCGCCUGGCCCUUUGGCAUCGUGGCGCAGAAGAAAAACGCAGCCAGGAGUCGUUUAGCGGGUGCAGACAAGAGCCACAGGGAUCUCCUGGCCAAAAGCGCAGUGUGGGGUUUGUUCUACCAACUACAGCCCGCACUGGACUACGCCAAGGAGAAGAACGCACAGGAGCAGCAUCGGGAGUGGCCUGUGCGCUGCUUCUCCUACGAGCACGAGCAGUUGCGCGAUGGCAAGCGACGCUUUUUAGCCACCACGUACUAUCAUUGCUGGCAUAUUUACUGGCGAACUCCGGAGGAACAACGCAUGCUGUAUGAAGUCAUCCCCGCGGAACUACCCGUCAAACUGUAUUUCGACGUGGAAUUUCCGCGGACUGAGCAGAACAAAGGCAAAAAUGGUGACGCCAUGGUUGACUGUCUGGAAUCGCGGGUGUAUCGCUGUUUGUCCCAUUUAUAUCCUGAAAAAUUUCCCCUGAAUAAUUUGAAUGCGGAAAAUGGUGCCGUGGAGGGAAAGCUACCCAUGCUAAAAUUGGACGCCUCGACGGAUGCAAAAUUCAGUCAGCAUUUAAUAUUUCCUACAGUGGUGUUUCGGGAUGUGAAUCAUGCAGGAUUAUUCGUCAAGUAUUUGUGCAGCAACCGUGCGGAUUAUGAUGCAGCAGCAGAUCUGAGCUAUGAUGAGCUGCUCGUUUGGAAAAAGGAUGGCAGUGCGCAAGGCUCAUGUGUAGACACGGGCGUGUAUAAUAAGAACCGCAAUUUCCGAUUGUUUUUAUCCCAUAAACAAGGCAAAAAUAAUCCUCUGCUGUUUCAACCCACGGCAGCAUUCCAGGACAUUAGCGAACGCGAGAUUUUUAUGGAGUCGUUGAUCUGCAACGUGGAAUCUAACUGCGAUGCACUGGAGUUUCCGGCCCAUUUGCAGCCAGAAAUCGUCCGGAAUUGCCCUGUGACGAAUAAUUUUAUUUCCGCGGAUGGCGAUGCGCGUGCGCCCGUAUCGGGCCCGGGCUCACCGUUCCCGGAGGUGGAUCGUUUCAUCGAAAGCGUGAUCACACGCGACGGUCUGCAGAGCAGCAUUCGGCAGUGUCGGUACCAUCCCGAUACGCAUAGCAUUGUGUACAAUAUACAGGGUCAGUAUCGCUACUGUCAGCGUAUUGGACGCCAUCACGCAUCCAACGGCAUCUUCUUCGUGGCGUAUUUGAAGGAAGGAAUUUAUUAUCAGAAGUGUUUCGAUCCGGAUUGCCGGCACUACCGAUCGCCGAGUUACAGUCUGAAUGUUAAGUUGACAUUUGAGGAAAGUGCUGGAACGGUUGCGGAUAGUUCCGCUGAAAGCAGCCAAAGCGAAAAAGCGAGCGGCGGAUCCGAUAACGGAGUGAGCUUAAUUUAAGUAAUCUCUUUCGCGGCAUCUUCUGAUAUUGGGUUAUUUAACUUAUUUUGCUGCUGUCCGUUGUGUUGUGUACAAUAGGAGCGCGUGUAGUGUGCGUUGUAUUUUCUCGUUGAACGGUUUUUGAUUUUUUGAAAGUUUAAAAUCUGUCUGAAUAUUCGUCUCGAGUUUUACGAAUUCAGUGCUUCAAUUCACCCUCGCAUUGUAUAGCUAUAGUAUUUUACUGUCAUGUAUUACUGUACUUUUUUCGUUUGACAACUACAUCACAGAAUAAAAGGUUAGUUUUAAUGAUUAAA